Messenger RNA from Durusdinium trenchii, 4249 nucleotides. The record is from the annotation of a GenBank genome assembly. Lineage: Eukaryota; Dinophyceae; Suessiales; Symbiodiniaceae.
AUGAACCCCAGCCGCAACAAGGACAUUGGCAAGACCUUGGAUGAAACCCCGGAAGAAGAAGCCAUGGAGAUUGACCCUCCUGUUGAACCAACAGCACCAGAACAUGAGACGGAAGGAGACGAAGACGACAUCAUGGAAUCGGUGAAGAAGGCACCUGCUCACAACAAAGCUUCAACACCUGCGAAGACGAAACUAGCACCAAACGAGACUGCGAUUCCACUGGCCGAGUUUGGAGGAAGUUCGUCGGGCAGCCACUCUAGACACACGGAAUCGGAAGAGAGCCUUGUGGACGAUCCUAUGGAACGCGACGACAUUGAAGAGGUUGUGGAACCUGCCGACCCCGAUCUGGAGCUGAAGGACUCGGUGAGAGAUGGUCAUCACAAGGAGGUAGCAGAAAUUGCGAAGGCAAAUCGUGAGCCCAAGGCGACUCCGUUUUCAUCGGCUGAAUCGAUGGAGAAGGCGCCUGCUCACAACAAGGCUCCGAAACCUGCCAAACUAGCACCAAAAGAGACUCCGAUUCCACUGGCCGAGUUUGGAGGAAGUUUGCCGGGCAGCCGCUGUAGACACACAGAAUCAGAAGAGAGCGUUGUGGACUAUCCUAUGGAAAACGACGACGUUGAAGAGGUUGUGGAACCUGCCGACCCCAUUCAGGAGUUUGGAGGAAGUUUGCCGGGCAGCCGCUCUAGACACACAGAAUUAGAAGAGAGCGUUGCGGACGAUCCCAUGGAAAACGAUGACAUUGAAGUGGUUGUGGAACCUGCCGACCCCAAUCUGGAGCCGAAGGACCCGGUGAGAGAUGGUCAUCACAAGGAGGCAGCCGAAGUCGCGAGGGCAAAUCGUGAGCCACAGGCGACUCCGUUUCCACCGGAUGAAUCGGCGGAGAAGGCACCUGACCACAAAAAGGCUUCAAAACCUGCGAAGACCAAACUAACACCAAAGGAGUUUGGAGGAAUUUUGCCGGGCAGCCCCUCUAGACACACAGAAUCAGAAGAGAGCCUUGUGGACGAUCCCAUGAAAAGCGACGACAUUGAAGAGGUUGUGGAACCUGCCGACCCCAAUCUGGAGCCGAAGGAGGCAGCCGAAGUUGCGAAGGCAAAUCGUGAGCCCAAGGCGACUCCGUUUUCAUCGGCUGAAUCGGUGGAGAAGGGGAAGGCACCUGCCCACAAAAAGGCUUCAACACCUGCUAAGACCAAACUAGCACCAAAGGAAUUUGGAGGAAGUUCGCGGAACAGCCAUUCCAGACGCACAGAAUCAAAAGACAUCGUUGUGGAUGAUCCCAUGCAAAGUGACGACGUUGAAGAGGUCGUGGAGCUUGCCCAGACAAAUCCGAAGCCCGAGGACCCACCGGUGGAUGAGUCAGAAGUUGCGAGGGCAAAUCGUGAGCCAAAGGCAACUCCGUUUCCGCCGGCUGAAUCGGUGGAGAAGGCACUUGAUCACAAAAAGGCAUCAACACCUGCUAAGACCAAACUGGAACCGAAGGAGUUUGCCAGAAGGUUGCCAGGCACCCGCUCUAGACACACAGAAUCAGAAGAGAGCCUUGUGGACGAUCCUAUGGAACACGACGACAUUGAAGAGGUUGUGGAACCUGCCGACCCCAAUCCGGAGCCGAAGGACCCGGUGGGAAGAGAUGGUCAUCACAAGGAGGCAGCGCAAGUCGCGAAGGCAAAUCGUGAGCCCAAGGCGACUCCGUUUUCACCGGCUGAGGCAGAUGAUCUGCCAGAUGACAUGUAUCCGGAGGUGUUGAUGCCUCGUACCCACAGAAUCGAUUUGGAGAAUGCGUCUGAAAGCAGCUCUACCAAAGAUGAUCCAGUGCCCGCUGAUGCAUGCAAAGAGGUGGCCCAGACCAUCAAGAAGGUCAAAAAGACAUCAAUUCCAGAGGUCCCGAGUCGUUACAUGCAGCUUGAGCGGAGAGCUUCAAGGAUAGAUCAAGGGCAUCAAGAGCGAGAGGACUCUGAGGAGGCAUCCCCUCAGCACGAGCAGAUUCACGAGGAAUCUGAAUGUUCCAAGGAAGAAAGUGAUGACGAGUCCGACAUGGACGCCAUGCAAACUGGGACCGAAAGCUUGGAUCAGCAGAAGGGUAGAUGUGAAGGCGAGCCAACUGAGAUACCCAGGGCAUCUGUGUCUGUGAGGACUCAAAUCCAGAAGCCAAAGGUCAGCAGAAAAGAGGAUGGAAACCGGAAAGUCAGGACAGGUGCUUCUGCAGCUUCCUCAACCAGUUCUGAGCAAAGAGAUGAGGUGAAGAGGCCACGACGAAGCCGUGAGAGGAGUGGCGAUCGGGGAGACCAACGAAGGACUGGCUUGCCAGGGAGGGACUUGUCAGGGACCCGGUUAUUGAGAAUGUCUUGCUAGUGGUCUCCGCAUUGCAGGCACCUCGUUGAGGAAUGUAUAUUUACAGUAUAUGAUUUUGUAUUAAUGUGUGACAGUAUGCAUACUCGUGAGGAGCUUGUGGAUCGCAAGCAUUGUCCUUGUGUUUUUCUACCGUGUCCAUUUUUGUUUUGAUGCUUCAGUACACAAGCCACAAAUGAAGUUUGCAGGAUGUUUUUGUGGGUCGUUUGCUGGGAUGUAUGGUGCAAUUGUGUGUUUGUCACAUCUGAUUGCCACCUGUGUUUAUAUUGUCAUAUUUCUUUUAACCAAGCAGAUUUACCUGUGAGGGUUCUUGUUUUUUUUGCUGGUCGCAGGGCUAUCUCUGCUUGUCUCUGGCUGUCUCAAGCUGUGCUGGAUUGCUUGGGCCGCGCGCCUCUUUUCUGUGUCCAGUUGUCUCCAGCUGCCUCCGCGUGUGCUAUCGCGGUAUGCGGUGUCUCUGGCUGUCUCUCAAUGUGGUGUGUAUAUAUAUAUUUUUUCUAUUGUUUGUUUGUGCAGAAUUUCGCAGUGAGUUGCGAAAAUUCUGCUUUCCCAAAUGCAGCCGCAAUGUGAUAUGAGCUUUACUGUGAACCACACCUACAUUUGCUUUACCCAACCCAAAGACCCACCCCCAACUUCAUGAAGCCGGUACAAUGCGGGCCACAUGAUCCGACACGCGCGCGAGAUUGCCCUGAGCUUAAAAGCAGUACUACUAACUACUGCGACCAGUUGCAAUGAUCUGUGUGUUCUUUUAUUUCAGGUGUGUUUUGGCAUCACCUUGGUAGAUGGCACCGUUUCUAGAAGGUCCUCCAUUAUCUAGUUUUCCCCUGGCUUGACAGCUUCCGCGCUCCACAUUAUAGAAAUAAAGAAGAAUACAAUAGAUAUAUGAUAUAUGGUUCUAAUUUGUUUAUUGUUUCUAAUAGCUUCUUGUUCCUAGUAGCGAUGCCCUUUGCUCCUAGUAGCGUCCUUGUUCCUAGUAGUAAGGCCAGGAGCCCCUAGUAGCGUCCUUGCCGCCAUCUUAUUUUACCGGAAUGACUUGUGAGUUACUUGUGACCUGUGAGGCCAUGUUGUUAAUGUCCGAAACUGGGAGUUUAAGCUUCACGUGACCCCGUUUGCCUGUGUACGUGUUGUAGAGUGUGGUAGACUGGUCCAGGCUAGACAGAAGUCAACUGAUAUUUGCCAAGGUUUUGGAUACUGUAUUCAGUUCAAUGCCUCACAAAGGCGUCAUCCAAAAGUGGAUCCUUUUUUGGGGGGUAUGUGGCAUUUGUUGGAUUCUUGUUGGAUUAUGCAGCUUCCAUGUCGGCAAGCCCCUAUGGAAACCCUGAGUUUCAUUGCAGUGUGCAUCUAUCGAAAGAUGGGGGGCAAAGCACUGCCAGGCCUUGCAACAUUGGUAGGUUGAUGCCAACCUGGAUUUGCAGAGCAAAUAUUUUGUCUUUGCAAAACAUCAAGCAACCUCAAAACAUAUGACAUAUGGUGUGUUUUUUCAUGUGAACAUCUAUUCCCCCCGCCAACCCUGUAGAGCCGGCUCUAUCCCAAACCCCUUGCAGAACAACGUGCCAAUGGAAUGUUGAAGUAAACCCAACUUCACUAGUCAGUAAGGGGCUGACAUGCGAUUGCGGGCUGGGAGAUCGCUUGUUUUGGUGGACAUUUCUUUUGUCCGUGCCCGUUUCAUUCACUUCUGACACCUUGAUGUAAAUGACACUUUGAGGUUUUGACACCUUUGAGGUUUCCCAGGUUUUGGUCACCCCACUUCCGCGGAUCCGUUCCCGCCAUGGGCGGAUCCUCCUGGCGGCGACGGCAAGCAAAACAACUUGAGCUGCUAUGGAUCUUGUCACCGGGGAUUGCUGGAUCCUGCAUCAUCUCAGUCACAAUAAAUUAGGGUCUAACUUCAGAAGGAGCAAUGACCUGG